Formica exsecta is the source of this 953-nucleotide messenger RNA. Its product is annotated as endocuticle structural glycoprotein ABD-4-like. Gene Ontology annotation, molecular function: structural constituent of chitin-based larval cuticle. The record is from RefSeq and is a predicted model, not a curated record. Gene Ontology annotation, cellular component: chitin-based extracellular matrix. Bases 30 to 428 code for a protein of 132 amino acids. The transcript has 2 exons. NCBI's taxonomy places the organism in Eukaryota, Metazoa, Arthropoda, Insecta, Hymenoptera, Formicidae.
UAAGGAAACAAACAGCCGCCAUCAGCAUCAUGAACGCUUUAAUCGUCGUACUUUGCUGCAUGUCCGCAGUAUUUGCGCUUCCUGUACUGAAACCGCACGAUACCCUGAUCCCCAAUCUGGCUUUGCAUAUUUACGGACCAAGCCCGGAUGGUUCGUACAACUACAACUACGAGACCGGAAACGGUAUUCAGGCGCAAGAACAGGGCCAGCUCGUCAAGAUUAAAAAUGACAAGGAGGACGCUCUUUACGUUCAGGGUUCCUUUAGUUAUCCCGAUCCCGAUGGCAGACCCAUUGCCUUGAGCUAUGUCGCUGACGAGAAUGGUUUCCAGCCUACGGGAGAUCAUCUGCCGACGGCGCCUCCGAUACCCUCCGCUAUCCUAAAAGCCCUAGAGUACAUUGCUCAGCAUCCCGAGGAGGAUGACUUGUAAAAAGUUCAUCAUUAUGUUUUGAUCAUAUGAGUGAAUUAAUUACAGUGAAUUAAACAUUUCCGUCAAUUUAUAAUGUCGAGAAUUGAAUUCAUUGAAGUUAUAUGCCUCUAAAUCACGAUCUUUAUGUUUUAUUUUCUUAUAUUCACAUAUAUAUCAUGCGAAUUCUACGUAAGAUAAAUUCCUUUCACAUUGCAAAGAAUUAGUAUUAUUGUGUUAAUUAAGAAGUCUUGCAGCACACGUGCACUGUGUAAAGAAUCAUUGCGACGGCAGUGUUUAUAUUUUAAGCGUUGCCCCUAGCCAUGAAAUAAAAGUGUUGAAGCGUAAAUUCAGUUACACGUUUUUUUCUGCGAUCGAGAGAUUCAUCUAACUUCGUUGUGCCAUAAACACAUCACGGAUGUUCCGCUCAUUAAAACAUCAAAUCGCUCGCGAUUUGAAUACAUCGGUGAAUGAAUUCGGUUGGCUAGUUCGCGAAUACAACACAAAGCAAUAUUUAAUGAUGGGCCGCAUGUGUAGAUGACGUAAUAA